AUGGCCGCCACAAGACAAGUGUUUUCCACCUCACAGUACCCCCUGCUCAACCGUGCCCACAACCAGAAGCUGACCGGCAGCCAAUGGGACGGCAUCGUGCUGGUCACUGAUGACCCUUCCAAGCUGGACGGCAGUCUGUGUGUCUUUAAGGAGGCUAUCCAGGCUUAUAAGGAGGUUGACAGUGGUGCAGAUGGUGAGGCUGUUGUCAUCCCUCUCCCCAGCCUGCCUGCCAAGAGGCUGGUCUAUGCCUGUACUGGCCCAGUGACACGUGACAUCGAUGAUGUCCGCAGGUUUUACGAUGCGGCAGUGAAGGGCUUACAGAGGGCCCUGAAGGCAGGCUGUAAGUCUCCUCUGCUGGUGUGCCCCGCCCAUCCUGCUUAUGACCAUGCCCGUGGUGUGGCCACUAUGGGGGCACUGCACGCUCUGUAUGUGCCUCUAGAGAUCCGACAGGAUGUUCCGGAUCGUGCCACCAAGGCCCGGCAGCUGGGGGUGUGGGCUGACUCUGAAGAGGUCGCAAACAACAUAGCAAAAAGGGUUGGGGAGCUGGAAAGUGGAAGGAUUGUUGCCCGUGACAUCGGAGGGUCGGACCCGGAGCGCAUGGCGGCGCCGCGGGUGGUGGAGUACCUGCAGGAGAAGUUCAAGGACACUCCCAUCAAGAUGAGUGUGACCUCUGACCCCGCAGAGCUGGAGGAGAAGUAUCCUCUCCUGGCUGCUGUCAACCGCUGUGCCAAAGCCGUGCCCCGUCACCACGGGCGAGUCAUCCACCUGGAGUACACCGGUGAGGGGGAAGUGGAUAAGACACUGCUGUUGGUGGGGAAGGGUAUCACCUAUGACACGGGUGGUGCAGAUAUCAAGGCAGGGGGAGUGAUGGCGGGCAUGCACAGGGACAAGUGUGGGGCUGCUGCUGUGGCCGGAUUCUUCCAGGUCCUGAAUGCGAUGCGUCCCAAGAAGCUGCGGGUUCUGGGUACGCUGGCUAUGGUGAGGAACAGUGUGGGGGCAGACUGCUACGUGGCGGAUGAGCUAAUCACGUCACGUGCGGGUGUCCGUGUUCGUGUGGGGAACACCGACGCGGAGGGUCGGAUGGCGAUGACAGAUCCGCUGUGUGAGAUGAAGGAACGUGCGCUGAAGGAGACCAACCCAGAACUCUUCACCAUCGCAACUCUGACGGGCCAUGCCAUCCGCGCCAUGGGACCCAACUACUCUAUCAUCUUGGACAAUGGCCCAGCCCGGAAGCUGCAGACUGCCCAACAGAUGCAGCAGGCUGGCCAUGAGUUUGCUGACCCAUUCGAGAUCUCCACUCUGCGUAGGGAGGACUUUGACUUUAUCCGUGGGAGGUCUGAGUAUGAGGAUGUCCUGCAGUGUAACAACCAGCCAUCCUCCGCGACCCCCCGUGGUCAUCAGUUCCCCGCUGCCUUCAUGAUGCAGUCUGCCGGACUGGACAAGUAUGGCUGUGACUCGGCCCACCCCCUGCCCUACUCCCACAUGGACAUCGCUGGAUCCUCUGGACCCUUCCCAGGGGUCCCCACUGGUGCUCCCAUCAUCGCCAUGGCAGCCAAGUACAUCUACCCACGGCUGUGAGGCAGAGGGCACGCCGGAGAAGCAUUGAUGGCGGCCUGACUACAUCAUGUUCCUAGCAGCCCUCUCACUGAUCAGGACCCUCGCCUGAUGAUGUCAUGCUUCUACAAAUCAACAUGAUUAGAAUGUUCCCAAUAAUUCUCCUGACAUAGAAAUGUUGGCUAUACCAUGCUUAUUAAGGUGCCUGAUCAGUGGAAGGGCUGCUAGAACCAUGAGGUUAUAA
Molecule: messenger RNA, 1798 nt
Organism: Branchiostoma belcheri (Belcher's lancelet)
Lineage: Eukaryota; Metazoa; Chordata; Leptocardii; Amphioxiformes; Branchiostomatidae
Product: putative aminopeptidase W07G4.4
Exons: 15
Coding region: 1-1578 (525 amino acids)
Biological process (GO): proteolysis
Cellular component (GO): cytoplasm
Molecular function (GO): manganese ion binding; metalloaminopeptidase activity
Source: RefSeq, a predicted model, not a curated record